AUGUCUGUCCGGAUCCAAUUUACAUUCUUCAACUAUGUCAACAGCCACAAGGACGUAAAAGGUGCCGGGGUGCAGUGGCCACUGUGUGGGAUUCUACUGAGCUUUUAUCGUUUGUCAUCUACUAUACUGGUCAUGGAGGAAUCAGAGCUCUGUUCCUUGCCUGGGGGAAUUGCUAGUGUGAGGAGACAAUUUGAAACUCAAGAAAUUGCAUCAUCACACAGUGUUACCCAGUUUCAUUAUCAACACAGAGCUGUGCAGGAAAUGUCUAACUCUGAAGUGACGGUGUCGAGCAACAACUCCCUCCCAGCUAGUCAGCUAAACCACAACCACCAAAAUAUGGUCUCUUAUAGUGGCAAUGUCAAUUAUGAAAACUAUGAAAACGAUACCGAAGAGAAUUUUCCCAGAUACACAACCAGAGAGCUGAGAGAUCACUUUGAGAAAACAAUAGAGGAGGCAGCACCCCACAAUCCAGUAAAGAUUACCCGUGACAUCAAUCGGUCUAAGUGGGCUUCAAACAUGACCCAGAACACCACAGCGUCCAGUGAAAUGUAUGAAGCAUCUACAACUGCAGCUUCUCUAGAGAACACCGGAGCAGCAAUGAUUGAGUAUGAUGAUUUUCCGCCUCCACCUGCUGAUGAUUCUGACUACCUGCCACCCCCACCUCCAGACUUAUUGCAAAUGCCACCAGAGAAUCACGAUCUUCCAGUAUACCAUUACAAUCCAGAGCUUGAAGAACCAGCACAACCCUCCAAGUGUCCCCUCAGCAGAGAAGCCUACUUCAAACAGAGGAGCAAGAAUGAGUUGAAACGGCUCUACAAACACAUUCAUCCCGAGGUUCGGAAAAACAUUGAGAAGGAGAUCGACUUCAAUGAAUCGGAAACUGUUCAAGUCCAGAACCAAGAAUUCUCAUAUGAAGAAGAUCAGGAGGAAAUGAAACAGUAUGAAGAGGAUGAAUGGGAGGAGAUUCUUCCUGGGGAUGUACAGUCAAUGCGUUGGAUGUUUGAAAAUAAGCCCCUGGACACCAUCAGGGAUGAAUCUCCAGAUGAGGAUGACGACGACAAAAAGAUAACUCAACAGGAAGUCAUUCUCGUUGACCAAGAAGAUGAGGAAAUCUCUGAGUUGACUUUUGCAUCGGUUCGAGAAAAGAUGGAGUUUUUUGAAGAGGCUCAAAAGGCAGACAUUAAUAAAACCUAUGUGCGCAAAGAGCCCAUUUCUAUUCCUGAGCGUUUAGGGUCUGAUGCGGAGGAGGAGUGUGCAAAUGAGAGAGUGAGACAGUUUUCAAGAGUCUUGGCUACACCGUUUCAUCUGAGACCUCACAAGUUCUGUCUGAACAAACUGACUCAAAUUCCGAAGUCAGAGCUCUGCACGGUUUGUCGGAGGAGAGCUUAUCCGAUGGACGCCCUGAUAGUAGACAAAAAAAAGUACCAUAAAUCCUGUUUCUUCUGUGAGCACUGUAGGAAUAAAUUAAGCGUGGGAAAUUAUGUAUCUCUCCAUGGACACUUCUACUCCUUUGUGCGGAGCUCACUUUCUCCCUUUGAGCGGAUUGGCAAAGCGUGGGCCGGAUUACCUGCUCAUUGGUCCGCUCAGCGCACGUCAGCUCCGAAGCCCCGCCACGGUGCUGUCCCCCCCGGUCGAAUAACGCUGCUGGACGAUGCUGGGGCAGGCGGCUGGCAGUAG
Knipowitschia caucasica is the source of this 1677-nucleotide messenger RNA. NCBI's taxonomy places the organism in Eukaryota, Metazoa, Chordata, Actinopteri, Gobiiformes, Gobiidae. The record is from the annotation of a GenBank genome assembly.